This is a messenger RNA of Ochotona princeps (American pika), 3711 nucleotides long. RefSeq names its product Bardet-Biedl syndrome 9 (gene BBS9). NCBI's taxonomy places the organism in Eukaryota, Metazoa, Chordata, Mammalia, Lagomorpha, Ochotonidae. The record is from RefSeq and is a predicted model, not a curated record. Gene Ontology annotation, biological process: cilium assembly. The coding region runs from base 685 to 3348 and encodes 887 amino acids. Gene Ontology annotation, cellular component: membrane; BBSome. The transcript is spliced from 23 exons.
AGAAGCCGAUGCAAUGACAGAAGCAACAACGCGCUGAUUGUCCCGCCCUCAGCUCAGGAGGACUAGGCAGUGGUUCGAACGAGCCCCGCUCGGGGACAGACGUGAUUCCGCAUUGGGGACCAUUGAGAAACCGUGGUCGGCCUGGGGCGCCAUUACCGCUGUGGACUACAAGUCCCAGAAGGCGCGGCGGCGGAACAGACGCUUGCGCAGUGGCGUCAGUUGUGCAGCGCUAUGACAACAGGCGGAGAGGGCUGGGAGUGGGGCUGGAGUGGCGAGUGGUAGGCUCCUCCGCGCCCGUGGGUUUUCCGCUGCUGCGUCCCGCUCUCUGCCCCCUGCGUGGAUUUCUCCUGUUUGUGAGCAGCAGGAGUUGAAGUUUUCCUCGCCUGCCUGUUGGGUCCCGAAGAUGGAUGUCGCCCCCUCGGCUUGUCUCUGUGGAUGACAGAGCGGGUGUAGGGGGUCUUCUUGGGGCGAGUCGCUCCAACUCUGCGGAGCUGAUCUGAUGGUGCUGCCCGGAGGGACGAGGAGCGGGUGGUGCCGUUACGGGUGGGUUUUUUGUGCACCUUCCGUUCUUGCGUGGGCUCCAUCGCCGGGAGCCUGGGACAGGCGUUCUUGAGGGGAGAUCUCCGGCAAAAGAGUUCGCAGGGACGUGGGCGCAGCCCGCACUCGGCCUGAGAGCGAAAGAACAUGUCUUUAUUUAAAGCCCGUGACUGGUGGUCCACUGUUCUGGGAGAAAAAGAAGAAUUUGAUCAAGGCUGUUUGUGUUUGGCUGAUGUUGACAACAGUGGAAGUGGACAAGAUAAAAUAAUUGUGGGUAGCUUUAUGGGAUACCUAAGAAUCUUUAACCCCCACCCUGUAAAAACGGGAGAUGGAGCUCACGCUGAAGAUUUGCUUCUGGAAGUGCAUCUGAGAGAUCCGAUCCUGCAGGUGGAAGUCGGGCAGUUUGUUUCAGGUACUGAGCUGCUUCAUUUGGCUGUGCUGCAUUCUAGAAAACUUUGUGUCUACUCUGUCUCAGGAACCCUGGGUAAUGUGGAACAUGGGAACCAAUAUCAGAUCAAGCUGAUGUAUGAACAUAAUCUUCAGAGAACAGCCUGCAACAUGACGUACGGAUCGUUUGGUGGUGUCAAAGGUCGAGAUUUAAUUUGUAUCCAGUCUAUGGAUGGAAUGCUGAUGGUGUUUGAGCAGGAAAGCUAUGCUUUCGGGAGGUUUCUCCCCGGUUCCCUUCUCCCUGGCCCUCUUGCCUACAGCUCCCGCACGGAUUCCUUCAUCACGGUGUCGUCCUGCCGGCAAGUGGAGAGUUACAAGUACCAAGUGCUUGCUUUUGCAACAGAUGCAGAUAAAAGGCAGGAGACGGAACAGCAGAAACUUGGUUCUGGAAAAAGACUAGUUGUGGAUUGGACGCUAAAUAUUGGAGAGCAAGCCCUCGAUAUAUGUAUUGUCUCCUUCAAUCAGUCAGCCUCCUCUGUGUUUGUUCUUGGCGAGAGAAACUUUUUUUGUCUUAAGGAUAACGGACAAAUUCGGUUCAUGAAGAAGCUAGAUUGUAGCCCAAGCUGUUUUCUCCCUUACUGCUCAGUAUCUGAAGGAACGAUCAAUACUUUGAUUGGAAACCAUAGUAACAUGUUGCAUAUUUAUCAGGAUGUGACACUGAAGUGGGCCACUCAACUUCCCCACAUUCCUGUAGCAGUAAGAGUGGGCUGCUUGAAUGACUUGAAGGGCGUGAUAGUUACCCUGAGUGACGAUGGUCGCUUGCAGUGCUCCUACCUGGGGACCGAUCCUUCCUUGUUCCAAGCUCCAAAAGUUGAAUCUAGAGAACUCAACUAUGAUGAACUUGACAUAGAGUUGAAAGAACUUCAAAAAAUCAUCAAAGAUGUGAACAAGUCACAAGUUCUUUGGCCCAUGAUGGAGAGAGAAGAUGACUUGAAAGUUUCAGUCCUGGUUUCUCCAAGUUUUGAUGCUGUUUCUCAAGCCACUGAUGUUGAAGUGGGAACUGAUCUUGUCCCUUCUAUCACAGUGAAGGUCACACUGCACAAUCGAGUGGUAUUACAAAAAGUCAAGUUAUCCAUCUAUGUGCAAUCACCAUUAGUACUCACUCAGGAUCAGUUCACCUUUGAAUUUUCAACCCCAGAGAUGACUAGCACUGUAUCCUUUUCUGUUUAUCUGAAAAGAAAUUAUAUGCCGUCUGCGCUGGAUGGAAAUGCUGUGGUUUCUUACUUGAGACCAACAGAUCGAAAUCCUGAUGGAGUUCCUCGUGUUAUCCAGUGUAAAUUUAGACUUCCCCUGAAGUUAAUCUGCCAGCCAGGCCAGCCUUCCAAGACUGCAAGCCACAAGUUAACUAUUGAUACGAACAAGCCUCCCGUCAGCCUCCUCAGUCUCUUCCCAGGCUUUGCCAAUCAGUCAGAUGAUGACCAGGUGAAUGUAAUGGGUUUCCGUUUCCUAGGAGGUUCCCGAGUUACCCUUUUGGCUUCCAAAACUUCCCAACGAUACCGCAUUCAGAGUGAACAGUUUGAAGAUCUCUGGCUGAUAACAAAUGAGCUUAUUCACCGCCUCCAAGAACAUUUUGAGAAACAAGGAAUCAAAGAUUUUGCAUGUUCUUUUUCUGGAUGCAUGCCCCUUCAAGAGUAUUUUGAGUUGAUUGAUCAUCAUUUCGAGCUGCGGAAAAAUGCUGAAAAAUUAGAAGAACUCUUAUCUGAGAGAGCUGUGCAAUUUCGGGCCAUUCAACGCCGGCUGUUAACAAGGUUCAAAGAUAAGACGCCUGCCCCACUCCAACACCUGGACACGCUGCUGGACGGAACCUACAAGCAGGUGGUGGCUUUAGCAGACGCCAUUGAAGAAAACCACGGCAAUCUGUCGCAGUUGUUCACCAGGUUGAAAAGUGCCACCCACUUGAUGAUUCUGCUCAUCGGACUGUGGCAGAAACUCAGUGCUGACCAGAUGGCGAUCCUGGAGGCAGCGUUCCUGCCGCUGCAGGAAGACACGCAGGAAUUGGGCUGGGAGGAAACGGCGGAUGCUGCCAUCUCCCACCUCCUGAAGACCUGCCUAUCCAAGAGUUCAAAGGAGCAGGCUGUGAACCUCAGCAGCCAGCUGGACCCAGCCAAAGACACCAGCCGCCUGAAGAAGCACAUCACCUUGCUCUGUGACCGACUGGCCAAAGGCGGCCGGCUCUGCCUAAGUACGGAUGCGGCUGCCCCACAGACCAUGGUCAUGCCAGGUGGCUGUACUUCGAUCCCAGAAUCAGACCUAGAGGAAAGAGCACUCGACCAAGAAGCUGCAGAACUGUUUACAAACCGCAGGCACCUCAGCACAGAGAUGCCCAUGCCCGAGGAUCCGCCCCUCCAGGGAGUCUCAGAAUAGACCCAGCAGUGCUGUUUGGAGCAGCAGAGCCCCCUUCCCCAGGCACGCCCAGUGGGGACCUCAGGCCACGCAUAGGAGCAGGGUUGGCUCAGGUGCUUUGAGACGACCAGCCAGAGAAGCAGGUUGGGACCUGCGCUUUCCGAGAAGAACCUGUCUGCAGUGCUGUGGGCAAGUCAAGUGAGAGAUCACGUUCAUUUUGGUCUUGCCAGAAAGCGCUGCUGCCGCCUCGGUCACCACUACACGUAGAGGAAAUACUGAGCUCACACAGCAUCUGGAUGGACUGAUAAACAGAGUUGUGGAUGCAAAAAUUAUUUACUACACCCUUUUUUCACAGAAUCUAUAAAUAGUGCAUGUAUCCAGCUU